GGCGUAGCUCUCGUCACUGGUGCUGGUCAGGGUAUCGGCAAAGCCACCGCCCUCUCCUUUGCAGAAUCCGGCGUCCGUGGGCUAGUCCUUGCUGGGCGAACACCCGCCCCCCUCCACGCUACCGCCAUCGAAUGCAAAGCCAUCGCCGAGAACCCCGAAUUUGAUGUCCUCGUCGUCCCCACCGAUAUCAGCAUCGAGGAAUCCGUCAAGAACCUCAUGAAAACUGCCGUAGACCACUUCGGACGAGUUGAUUACUGUGCGAACACGAUGGGAACCAAGAUGAAGUUCUCCUCUAUACCCACCGAGGAUUGGCUUGCUAUUCAGCAGACGAAUAUUAACGGCAUCUUCUGGCUUGUACGAGAGCAAAUUAGCGUCAUGGAGAAGCAAGAACGACUGGUCACGCCUAUCACCUCUCCCAAGCGUCCGGCCGAGCGUGGGAGUAUCGUCGUGCUCAGUGCAGCGGCAGCAGUGAUAGCCUUGCCUGACGGAGGAGCUUAUACACACACGAAAUACGCAACAAACGGCUUGACGAAAGCUGCCGCGCAAGACCACGCCUCGAACGGUAUCCGUAUCAACGCCAUUCUCCCCGGGUACAUCUACACCGAAGGACUGGCCUCUCACCCCGCAGCCACACCAGAAGCUGCCAAGCGGAUCGUCGACGGGUGCCCUCUCGGACGCUUCGGCGAAGCAGGCGAGAUUGGGGACCUCAUCGUCAUGAUGAGCUCACCACGGAACGGCUUCAUGAUAGGGAGCAGCGUCUUAGUUGAUGGCGGGCAGACGUUGAGCGGGGAGUAGAUUCCUGCAAUGCAAUUGUUCUUUCUUUGCUCUGCUGCCUGAUGUCUGUGUGAACUUUCGAUACGGGACCUGAGGUACCGCGCGACGAAGGGCCAGACCAUACGACCUCGAGCCGAAACGUCACAAUUUAAUCGUGGCCUUAUCACUGGGGGAGAGUCCUGUCCAGGCAGUCAUUCAUUGCGGCAAGGCUAUCAUUUCUCGCAGAUAUUCCGUUCUCUACCUGCCGCCUGCGGCCUCCUCUUGAUAUAUCAAGGCUAUUACCGAAUAGCUUGCUACCGCAUGGCCCAAUCUUCCUUCCAGUAACUGGGAGCGGUUGGCCCAGAAGGGGGUAACCUGUCAUAUAUCCACCUCGACGUUCUAUAUGUUCAGAAGCUCUGUCACCAUAAGCAUCUUUUCACGCGUGGUCUUCAUAGCCUUCGGAGGGAAAAAGGUACGAAUAUCUGGAUUCCAACA
This is a messenger RNA of Desarmillaria tabescens, 1248 nucleotides long. RefSeq lists its product as uncharacterized. The annotation marks the transcript as partial. Gene Ontology annotation, molecular function: oxidoreductase activity, acting on the CH-OH group of donors, NAD or NADP as acceptor. The transcript has 3 exons. Lineage: Eukaryota; Fungi; Basidiomycota; Agaricomycetes; Agaricales; Physalacriaceae. The record is from RefSeq and is a predicted model, not a curated record.